Glycine soja is the source of this 693-nucleotide messenger RNA. RefSeq names its product myb family transcription factor PHL5-like. NCBI's taxonomy places the organism in Eukaryota, Viridiplantae, Streptophyta, Magnoliopsida, Fabales, Fabaceae. The coding region runs from base 119 to 466 and encodes 115 amino acids. The record is from RefSeq and is a predicted model, not a curated record. The transcript is spliced from 5 exons. Gene Ontology annotation, molecular function: DNA-binding transcription factor activity.
AGUAAGUUAACGAAGUAUUAGUUACACUUAAAACAUAACUACAAAGAAAUCUCUUGUUACCCCAUACUUGAUUUAUUCAUUGUUAAUCGCAGAGGCAAAGCCUAAAGCUAUACUAGAUAUGAUGAAAUCAGAUUUGCUGUCCAUUUCUCACGUUAAAAGUCAUUUGCAGAAAUGUAGGUCUACUAUACACAUGCACAAAGCUUUGCAGGAAAGAUCUAAGGAAGGACAGAGAACAAAUGGGGAGUCUGAGCUUCAAGUCAAAAUCCAUAUGCAAAUUGAGGAAUCACGGCAACUACAACUAGAGGUCCGGAGGAAUAUAUGCCAACAACUAGAGAUGCAACGAAAUUUGCACACGCUAAUUCAACAGCAGAACCAGCAGCUCAAAGUAAUGUUAGAUUACCAAAAGGAAAGAACCAAACUGGAGAAGACCCUUUAUACAGAAAUAGAAGCGACUGUCCCCAAAUGAUGGGUCAAUUGUUUUGUUUAAGUUACUCUAUUUUCCUAGCUGUGCCAUGUGUCAUGGCUAGGGCAUAUGCAAACACCAUUUUGCUGCCUUUGUUUUGCAUAGGUAAUCAAGCAUGUAAGGUAAGAAACGAUUUUUGGGCAGCUACUUCAAAAUGUAAGCAUGUCUUGUAUGCUCUUAUUGAGCACUCCCACACAAAUCUCACACAGCAUUCAUAUACACAAGGAGAG